AUGGCCACACGAAUUCCCUUUGACGAGUACUAUUGGGAAGAAUACCUGUCGGGGCAAAAGGCGUCCCUCCCAGCCCUCCCUACGCUGACGCAGCUCACACCAAGGGUGACUCGGCUCCUGGCCGGGAACCCAGGAAUCAUGCAAUUGCAAGGCACGAACACAUACCUGGUCGGCACGGGGCCAGCGCGGAUCCUGAUCGACACGGGGGAAGGCCGACCGAUCUGGCACAGCAUGCUGGUAGAGUAUCUCCGAGUACACAACCUGACGCUAGAAUACGUGCUGGUGACGCAUUGGCACGGCGACCAUGUGGGUGGAAUUCCAGACUUGAUCGCGCAUGAUCCGACGCUGCAGUCGCGCAUCUACAAGCAUCGCCCGGACCGAGGCCAGCUGCCCAUCGCAGACGGGCAACGGUUCACUGUAGUAGGCGCGACGGUGCGCGCGAUAUUCACGCCCGGCCACGCGGUAGACCAUAUGUGCUUCGUGAUCGAGGAGGAGAAUGCCAUUUUCACGGGGGACAACGUGCUGGGCCACGGUUUCUCCGUCCUACAGGACUUGGCCGAGUACAUGGCAAGUCUCGCGCGCAUCGCGGCGCUCGGCUGUGAGAGAGGCUACCCAGGCCACGGAGCGGUCAUCGAGGAUCUACCCGCCAAGAUGCAGCUGUAUAUCCGUCACAACGAGGCGCGUGUGCAGCAGGUCAUCGCCGUGCUAGCGGAGAGUAUGAAGCUCCCCGGAAAACGGAGCGGCAUGACCGUCCCCGAGAUAGGACAGGCCAUAUAUGGGGAGGUACCCGGGGAGAUCAUCGAGAAUGCAAUCGUGCCCUUCCUGUCGCAGGUCUUAUGGAAACUGGCCGAGGACCGAAAGGUUGGCUUUGAGCCAGGCGAGACGAGUAAACGGCGGUGGUUUGAAUUGGUAUCACAGUAA
Molecule: messenger RNA, 921 nt
Organism: Penicillium brasilianum
Lineage: Eukaryota; Fungi; Ascomycota; Eurotiomycetes; Eurotiales; Aspergillaceae
Source: the annotation of a GenBank genome assembly